Cynoglossus semilaevis (tongue sole) is the source of this 6333-nucleotide messenger RNA. Its product is annotated as transcription initiation factor TFIID subunit 4. The record is from RefSeq and is a predicted model, not a curated record. Gene Ontology annotation, biological process: transcription initiation at RNA polymerase II promoter; DNA-templated transcription. Gene Ontology annotation, cellular component: transcription factor TFIID complex. Gene Ontology annotation, molecular function: RNA polymerase II general transcription initiation factor activity; protein heterodimerization activity; DNA binding. Lineage: Eukaryota; Metazoa; Chordata; Actinopteri; Pleuronectiformes; Cynoglossidae. Bases 524 to 3865 code for a protein of 1113 amino acids. The transcript is spliced from 17 exons.
ACACGAGACGUACUUCCCCAGCUGCUGAGAAUAGAAUUUUGAAAUCGGAAAAGAAAGACAGGAGGUUUAUCAUCGACUGCGCAUCUUAAGCUACAAACAGUAGAUGUUUGGCAUCAUUAAGCAAAAAUAGGGUGUUCCAAUAGUUCUUGAUGGUAACAAAGUAGUGGCAGCACCUAACGCAGUAAUAACACAAAAAUAUUAGAUUUUUCUAGCAUUCUUGUGAAAGGCAAAUUCAUGGUUUUGACCACAUGUAAAUAAAAAGAUUAAAUAUAGAACGUUUAUUUGAUUAACGAUGCUACAUACAAUACAGUGCUACCAAUAUGCACUAUAACGCACGAAAGUACCUUGUGCAAGUGGUGUCACAGUAUGUUUGUCAUUAAAAACGUAAAACCGUGAACCAAAAACUCAACGGGAAAUCCACUCCUUCUGUUUUAAUGACGUCACAGCCAUUCCCACAAUGCCUAGUAACACGCAGGCGCACUGUAAAACAAAAUAAUAAAAUAAGACAGCUCUUGGAUCAGAGAUGGCGGGCGCCUCCGACCCCCUGGAAGAUAUGUUCUUUUCAGAGGUGGAUGAAAAAGCUGUGAGCGACUUGGUGGGCUCUUUGGAAUCACAGCUUGCUGGCCAGAGCAACCAAGCUGGUAAAACGGACGAAAACGGAGGCGCUGGCUCUGUGGCCCCUGCUAACCAUCUAUUAGGAAAAACGCUACCAGCUCCAGUGGGCACCACAACACUAGAACAACAACAAGGACGUGGAAAUAAACCCGAGAUGCGCCAGGAGAUCAAGUGUAAAGAGGUUUGUCCGGAUAAAUCCACCACCCCACCAUCUCUUGGCUGUACCCCGUCUUUUGGAGAGCCCUCCACCACUUCGGCUCCUUCUGUCAACGCAGCGGGUAGCGGAGCUCAAUCACAUGGAGCAUCCGUCACAACACUGACUGCGCCUGGUGUGUCAACUUUGGCGUCGCCGGCAGCCAGCAUCAGCACCACAUCUAGUCGCGGCUCCAAGGUUUCUCCCAGUUCAGGUGAGGCGUCGACAGAAGCUAAUCCGGCCCGAAAACGCAUCACUACGCCUCGGAGGAGCACCUCGGCUCGGAUAAAGAGUUUUAACGGCGCGACAGUGACGACGCGGAGGAACAGUAACACCGCGGUACCUGAAACCGUUAGCUCCCCGGAUCCCAGCACAACUCCACCAAACUCGACUCUUCCCCCAUCCUCCAUUAACACGUCAACUUUCACCGUAUCCAACGCCAAUCUGCCGGUGGGUCAAUCGGCCAUCGCUUUGGACAGAGGGACUCCCACCAUUUCUUUGCAAAGACUCCCAAGUCACAUUGUAGCCAGUAUAACACAGAACGGCAACGGGGCCAGUGUCACAGCCUUGGUUCAACAGGGAGCCGCCGCGGAACCCAGCAGCUCCCCACAGGAGACGAACAGCAAACCAGUCUCAGAGACUGGAGCAUCCAAAACAGACGAUUGUCAGUCCAAAAUUGUAAUGUCAAGUCAGUCUGGCAGUGUAAACUCUGUAAUAAACGCUGUUUCAUCUGCGCCUGCUGUUGUCACACCACCACCACCACCACAACCACCACCACCAGCACCAACAACAACAACUACGACUCCUUCUCUGACCCCUAUUACCACCACUGCUGCAGCUACAACCACCACAACCAUAACCCAGCCUCCGAGCUGCACCACGACCACUGUUUGUGUCACAGCACCGGUAACUACUACUGUAUGUGGUCAUGUUACGUCAGUGGCCACCACUAUUAGCCUGGUCAGACCCGCAGCCCCUUCUCCGACACCUGCUGUGGCCACGUCUGCCCAGUCUCAACCCCGUCCUGGACUUACAGCACCUCAAAGGAUUGUAGCCCCCCAGCUAAUUGUAAGACCACCUCAGCAGCAGACUACCAUUCAACUGCCCCCUGGGUUUACCAUCCCACCUGGAAUGGUUUUGGUUCGAACAGAGUUGGGUCAGCUGGUCAUGGUUCCACAGCAGGCUUUGGCUCAAGUUCAGGCUCAGGCCCAGGCUCAGGCCCAGGCUCAGGCCCAGGCCCAGGUCCAGGCCCAGGUCCAGGUCCAGGUCCAGGCCCAGAACAGCAUCUCUCCUCGUCCUGCCACGCCCACCACAGGAACGUCAUUCAGAGUGACAACGCCACAGUCUCCGGUGACGUCUCCGACCACCCGGCAGUGUCCUUUGACCCCGGCCAAGGUGGCACCGUCUCCUUCUCCUGCCUCUUCCAGCUCUGUCCUGCAGACCUCCUCCUCUUCCUCUUCCUCCUCUUCCUCCUCUGCUUCCUCCACUUCCUGUCCUGCAGUCCGCCCAAAAGGCCCCGCGGCGCCGGCCAUCGCUGUGACGGCUCCGCAGCAGACCCCGAUGGUGAUGACGCCCCAGGCCACGGCCCAGGCCGCCUCCCAGCCAGUGCAGCCCGUGCAGACGGGCAUCGCAGCGGCCCCGGGGGCCUCUGUCGUGUCCCAGGAAAUGCAAGAGAAUGUGAAGAAGUGCAAGAAUUUUCUGGCCACACUGAUCAAGUUGGCGUCUCACAAUUCUCCGUCCCCUGAAACCUCCAAGAAUGUCAAAGCUCUGGUUCAGGACCUGCUGGAUGCUAAAAUUGAACCGGAGGAGUUCACCAGCCGACUGCAGACUGAGCUGAAGUCGUCUCCACAGCCUUACCUGGUGCCCUUCCUCAAGAAAAGCCUCCCAGCCUUGAGGCUGUCUCUGCUGAACAGUCAGCAAUCCCUGAUUCAGCCUCCACAACAGGGAGUCAAACCAGCACCUGGUGGCGUCCCUCCUGCCAUUGUGACAGGGCCAGGCGUUCGCAUACGACACCCCAACAGUGUGAGCACCACGACGGGGGCCACCGCUCUGCCCACUGGGACACUGGGACACGUGGGCGCCAUGGGUGUUAAGACAGCGGCCACUGUUGGUGGCCAGGUGCGGAUGCCCGUGGUGAUCACACAGUCUGUCAGAGCACAAGGGACAAUAGGGAAGGGGGCCGUCAUCCAAGCGGGGAGAGGUGCCAUGGGAAUGGCGGUUCAAAUCUCCGGGAAUCAGAAAAACAAGCUCAAUGACCCCGGAGGAGGCUCGUUCAGGGAUGAUGACGACAUUAACGAUGUGGCGUCCAUGGCUGGAGUUAACCUGAACGAGGAGAGUGCCAGAAUACUUGCCACCAACUCAGAACUUGUGGGAACUCAGAUCCGCUCGUGUAAAGACGAGGCCUUUCUCCAUCCAGGACUGCUACACAGACGGAUUCUGGAAACAGCCAAGAAGUUCGGAGUCACGGAUGUCCCCAUGGAGGCAGUAACGUUCAUCUCACACGCCACGCAGUCACGUCUCCGCACGGUGGUAGAAAAGGUCUCUACGAUCGCCCAGCAUCGACUGGACUCCUGUAAGGACGACGAGUACUACGAGCAGAACGCCGACGUCCGCUCUCAGCUGCGCUUCUUCGAGCAGUUGGAGAGGAUGGAGAAGCAGAGGAAGGACGAGCAGGAGAGGNUGAUCAUUUUGUCUGCAGAGAAACCUCGCUCCAGGCAGGAGGACCCAGAGCAAGCUAGACUGAAACAGAAAGCUAAGGAGAUGCAGCAACAGGAGCUGGCACAGAUGAGGCAGCGAGACGCAAACCUUACAGCGUUAGCCGCCAUCGGACCCCGCAAAAAACGUAAGGUGGACUCUCCAGGGGCCACGCCAUCAGGGACUGAGGUGCCAGGCAGCGCGGCGGGGUCUCCGGCCAGCUCCUCGGUGCCGUCCACCUCGUCGCGCCAGUACACGCGGCAGCGCAUCACACGCGUGAACCUCAGGGACUUAAUCUUCUACAUGGAGCAGGAGAGAGAGACCACCCACUCCCUCCUCCUCUACCGAGCCCUGCUCAAGUAGCCUGAGCCUGGGCUCGCCACCCACCUCAACCUCAACCUCCUCCUCCUACAUCUCCUCCUCCUCCUCCUCCUCCUCCUUCCCAGCCACGUGCCUUCGAAUCAGGUCUAAUGUUUCAGUCGUGUCUCCAUGAGUACUGUAGUGAUGUCUGAUGUAGCUUUUCAUAGAAAAGAACGAAAAGAAAAGAAAAAGAAAAAAACUUCGACCAUGCAGUCACUUGUUCUCUUGUUUAGCCUCACUGUCUGUGGUUCCGUUUAAAGGCCAUAUCUGAAGCCUGUUGAGAUUGAAGGGUCAGUUUAACCGUCUUUUUCUUUUAACCUCCGACUUGUUCCUCGUACGUUGGGUAGUUUUACGCUGACAUCACCGGCAGCAGCAGCAGCAGCAGCAGCAGUUUAGAUCAACCUCCUACUCCUCUGGCAGAGAGAGAGAGAGAGAGAGAGCGAGUUAGAGCGAGCUCACAUCUCGAUACAGCCUACGACGUUUUUUUUUUGUUUGUUUUUUUUUUCUCAGCCUGUUUGUUCAACACCUGAAUGUAGUUCAGUUGAAUUCUCUCUGCGCCGACACAUCAAGCAUUUCAAAGCUAACGGAUUCCACAUAACAGCAGUUCAAACAAGUUCUUUACGUGUAAAUAGUUCCUUUUUUUGUUGAAUUAUUUUAGGGCAUGUAUAAUUUUAACAUGUGUAUCUUUGUAAGAAAAAAAACUAAACAACACAAACGUAAAGAGUAAGUCACGUGUCAGUGUUCGUAAAAACCUGGUGAUUUGACUGAGCAACAUCUGAGUUGGUUUCGUUUCUCCUCCUGUCGUGCCACUGACUUUUACACCUGCCGCGGAUCACGACACGCACGUCAGCUCCUGAUUGGUCGGUCUCCUCUGAUUAAAUUAGUGGGUUUUUUUUAGGGCUGUCGAAGUCAACGCGAGAAUCAAAUAAUUUGUAUUUUUAACUCAUCUUUAAAUCUGAACGUCUGCUUCUUCAACUGGUCGUCCACUUUAAUUAUCUGCACGUGUCGUCCAACUUGAGGUCAGGCGUCUGUCUUUAGUCCGACUGCAGGACAGUCUAGACAGUCUACGACUGUGAGGAAGUGUAGACUGAAUAGUUUGGUUGAGGACGAGGACUUGACUUGAGUUCAUCAACUGUCGAAGCAAAAAUUUUAACUAAAACUUAAUAUCAAUAUUUUUCCACGUGAAUUAUUCCAUUUGGAUUAUUCAAUGUUAGUUAGUUGUUUGUCUCAGCACAUUCACAUUAAACAAACUAUAUGUUUUGACAUUUUUAUUUGUGUUGAUUUAUCUCGAUUAAUCACGAUUAAUCAAAAUGAAUCGUGAUUAAUCGAGACUGAUCAGGAUGUAUCGAUUAAUCGUGAUUAAUCCGCAGCUACCUUGUAAUUACUCAGACUGAUUUUGAUGGUUUGACAGCCCUAGGAUUGUGUUGCUCUAGUGUUUGUUUUUAUUUAAUGUCGUCGUCUUUCGCUGUCGUGCCAUGACAACAAACUUUUACUGAAAAUGAUUUUAGGCUCAGAGGUUAAAUAUUCUGGAUCAGACAUUCCUCUUCGUUUUCUUUUACUGAACAUUCGUGAUGUUUGAGAGAUAAAAAAAAAAGAAAACAUUUCACUUCAUCUCACUCUUGUCGAGUUCAUUCAAACCUUAGAACUGAUUUAUUAAUUAUUAUUUUAUUUUUUAUAAAAACUGUUGGAGCAGAUGGAAACAAACAGUCCCUGAUUUUUUGUCGCCUAAUUUUUGUUUUUUUCGUUUUAGUUUUUUUUACCACACGUGUCACGUAGUGAUGUUUCAUGUUUUUAAUUUAACUAAAAAUCCUGGCCUCUAUGCAGACUUUUUUGUCACAAUGACAUUUAUUUAAUUAUGUUAGAAAGUUGUUGUGCGUUGUACAAUUAGACAGCACUUUUUUUUAUAAAUAUAUCUGUUUUUCUGACUGAAACGACUGAUCAGUGAAAACACAACAGUAUUUACCAGUACAUUUAUUUUUUAACAAUUAAUAUAUUUCCUAAUUCUUUUUUUCCCACUUUAUUUUCUCUUCUUCCUCUAAGUUUCGUACACUUUUAUUGAGGUUUGACCUCUUUUUUUUUUCUAACCACCAAAUUUUCUCUAAGGAAAAAAAACCCACAUAUCUUGAAAAACAAGCACAACAACCGAUCUGAUUUGAGAUGAUUUUAAAAAGUCGUUUCUAUGGUUUCCGGUGUUUUCACGGGAGGACGUUUCUACUACCGCAGCUUUUUAGCCAAAAUCUGAUACUACGAUAUUCCUGAUGUAACUAGACGGAGAAAAAAAAGCAUUUCAUUAUAAGGAUGAUUUGUAAAUAUUGUUUACAGAACUGUGUUUAUUAGAACCACGUUAUUUUUGGUAAAACUCUUGUACAUAUCCUUGAAAAGAUUUCCUGUUUGUGUGAGAAAAAAAAAUCAUUAAUUAUGUAUUUGUACCUAUUUUGUAAAAGAAUAAAUAAGCUGUUUACUAAACUGAA